Molecule: messenger RNA, 1625 nt
Organism: Cherax quadricarinatus
Lineage: Eukaryota; Metazoa; Arthropoda; Malacostraca; Decapoda; Parastacidae
Source: RefSeq, a predicted model, not a curated record
AGUAACAGUGUGGCUGCCAGGACGGAUUGGUCACUCCUGCUGACUGCAGUUGAUAUACGCUCGUAUUUCUUGUGACAUAUUUCUACUAGUAGUGUCUCUUACUGUGAUCUGUUAAGAAAAUGAAUAUUAUACCGAGUCGUGAAGUAUUUAUUGUGUAUACAGGUGUUCCUUUUUACUUAACUGAGGGCGUUAAAUGACUCAUAUGGGUUUACCUGUUUUUGAUAUAAUAAAGAAUCUACAGGGAAAGAAAGACACUGGACUGUCCUACUAGUGAAUAAGGUAAAUUAUAAGAAACCAAUAACAUGAGUGUAGAAAUAUAAUAAGAACAAGGAGAUAUAUACCAGUGUUUAAAGUGCAGAAGAAAUACAAAUAUAAAAGAGGAGGAGAAGGAGGAAUCCAGCAGUAACCGAGAAUGUGUAUAGAUAACUAAGGCAAACUAUUGAAUAAUAAAAAAAACUAAUAAUAAUAAAUCGUAACUGUGUCAAGUGACUGAAAUUUUAAGAGAAGAAAAUACUGAAGGAAAAAGAUAUCAACAAGAUGUCGAUGGAGUUGGGAGACAGCAACAAUCUUCUGUCUGGUGGUGUUGUGUGUAGGAGCGGCCGUAUGAGUGUAUUCUGGCAGUCACGGACGGACUUCGAGAGGAAAUUGCUUGUGGUGCUGGUUGUGAUGUCCGUGGCCUUGGUAGCGUUAACCAUCGCACUUGCUGUUGUGGUCUCCCAGGACACGGUCGCCAAGAAGUCAUCAAGGACGCCCACAUUCUCUUUUCUGGCUCCGUUGGACUUGAAGAUGCUACAUCACGCCCAUACGCCCACAUGGGAAAGUGACCACGUCCACACGCCCACCUCGGAGAGUGAAAACUACACCCGUACGCCCACUCCAAAAAGUAAACACCACGCCCGCACACCCUCUUUGGGAAGUGAACACCACGCCCGCACGCCCUCUCCGGAAAGUGAACACCAUACCACCGCAUCCACUGCGGAAAAUGAACACCACACCCAUCCGCCCACUGCAGAAAGUGAAUACCACACCCGAACACCCACUCAGGAAAGUGAACAUCACGCCCACACACCCACUCGGGAAAGUGUACACGACUCCCACUCCGAAAAGUGACCACGCCACAUCUCCCUAGCCAGCACCACGCCCACCCGCCCAGUCCUAGAAGUAUCCUCCCUGGAUGAACGCCCACACUGGAAUAAGAACACAACAAAAUAACAGUUAUCCGCUAGGCUGGUAAAGGGCUCUUGAUCCAGAGAAUGAGAGCUACCUUAAGAUCAAACCUAAUUACCACCCAGCCUUCCAGCGUUGUAGCACCCUACGGGUUUAGCGCUUCCACAUGAAAACACACACACACACACACACACACACGCACACACACACACACACACACGCCCUAGUAGCGACCAGCGAAGAGGUGGGGGCCAGGAGCUGUCAAUCGACCCCUGCAACCACAAAUAGUUGAGUACAAAUAGAUAUCUAGUUGAGUACACUCACACACUCAGUUUUUUUCACUCAUCAAUUCUUCUGUCAGAUCAGUACUUCUGAACAUUGUAAGUGGACCGGGCCGCGGGGGCGUUGAUCCCCGGAAUACCCUCCAGGAGGGGGUCGAAAUAUACAGAUCAAUUAGU